Molecule: messenger RNA, 1200 nt
Organism: Anopheles stephensi (Asian malaria mosquito)
Lineage: Eukaryota; Metazoa; Arthropoda; Insecta; Diptera; Culicidae
Exons: 2
Coding region: 598-1113 (171 amino acids)
Source: RefSeq, a predicted model, not a curated record
CGAUCGUGCAGUGUGUAGCGGUCGCGUUCUAGCAUAGCAUCACGGUUCCUGUCCCCUGUUCUGGACCUGACUGCAAUCGAUGAUUGAUCUGCACUGUAGCCAUAGUUGGGUAUCGCGUGAUGCCAGUAAGCCAACGGUGUCGGCGAAUAUCGUUGGUGGGUACUACGUGAACUGUGCUAGGCAGAAGGUGCCAACGGUGCCUCACAUUCAAAAGUGCGUUAUUCGGAAGCAGUGUUAAACGAUCUCAAUUAGGCGUUCAGUGUACGGUCAGGUUGUUCAGGGCGUCCGAAGUUCCGUGAUGAUUAAUAGCGAACAGUAAUUGUGUUAAGUUAUACAGCGAUAUGCAUUAAGUAGCGUCACAGGUGUAUUCCGAACCGUGUUCUAUAGUUGUUCGUCCAAAUAUCAGCCACAGCAUCACAUCAGCAGUCGAAACAAUUGCAGCACUUGUUUGCACGUUCCCACGUGAGCACAGUCUAUUUAAAACAUUCGACUACGAUCAUCCACCGGCUCAGUCAGUAGCAGGUGUUGAAAGCGGCACACAGCGAUCGUGCUCAACAUUUUAUUAGUGAGCAUUGGAAAAAGUGUUACAAAUACAGCAUGUUGUCCAAAGGCCAAACGCUGUUACUGGUAGUGUUUGCCGUUGCAGUUUUCGGCACCGUUUCGGUGGAGGGUGCCGCACUGAACCGGACACCUCGUCAGCUGAGCAGUUUACUCACACUUAGUGGCGAAUCAAAUGCUAGAAUAGAAAAUGGUACCAUCCUGUGUGACACGCUCAAGUGCCCACCGGAAUCGUUCAAGUGUGUGAUCGUCAAAAACUCCACCAAGGACGAUGUGAACAAGAUUCAAGUGACACGCGAGUGCCUUGAUCCGGCGGGCAAGGCGACGGCCAAGAAUGUCACCACCGAGACGUCCAGCUUCCCGGGUCAGCAGUUCGAAAGCUACGCCGAAAUCGAUAAGAAUGGCAACAUUGCAUCCUUCGACAAUCGCGGCAACACGUACAAUCACUCGGGCUCCGGUGACAUUCACUCCUAUCUGUACGAGCAGAUAGAGGACUUGCACAAGGCGAUACUGGAUCAGCUGACCAAUGCGGGCAAUCCCUUUACUGCGCAGUGAUUUGGAUUAGUUUUGUGUUAAAGCAUGGACGCCAGCCGAACAGAUUGGUCCAACAAUAAAAGUUGCUUUUUUUGUUUUGCUACUCUA